AUGGCGGCUGUACUUGAUCAUGAUGCUAAAGCGUCGUUGCCUGCAUGUCCGCGGUUCAGUGGUGAAGGUAUAUCAGCUGAUGAACCGGCGAAAAGUGUCGAGCUCUUUUUGAAGAAGUUAUCCACCUAUCUGCAGAUGAAAGGCCUUCGUAAACCUGCUCCUGAUGCCGAUGAAGCUGCACAGCAUCAGUAUAGCAUGAAGGCGGCUGGCAUUUUGAAAAUAGCACUUGAAGGGCGAGCGGCCCAGCUAGUGUACUCCCUACCCGAAGCCCUUCAGGAUGACUAUGAUGGAUUGGCUACUGCUCUACGAUCUGCCUUUGGGCUAGGGCGCCUUGGAGCCUGGAAAGCUUUCUGCCGGCGUCAAAUGAAGACCAGCGAACUCACUGAUUCCUUCCUAGCAGAUCUAAGGGCAUUACUUGAUAUAAGCCAUCCCACUAUGCAAACUGCUGCUAAGGAAGCGCUGCUGAGAUCACAGUUCAUAGCUGGCCUACCGGCUAAUACAGCUGCCCGUACCCUAGCCAUUGCUAAGUCCGAGGAUCUUCAGGUCUCUCUUCUAAGCCUUCUUGGUUUGGUCAAAGAUCACCUUAGAGCGUCGAAGUUUGACGAUGUACCCCCCGAGACCCUAGGUGCAGCCGGGUUGCCGUGGCAACCCAGUAGACUUGGGAAGGGCCGUAAAGGUGCUGGACGUGGUGGUAAAGGCAAAGGUCGUGGCCCUCAUAAAGAUUCGUCACAGUCCUUCCCACCUAGAGUCUGCUGGAACUGCCAUGAAUCUGGACAUUUAAAAGCUCAAUGUCCACAACUCGUCAAAUCUAUAACACUUGCUGGCACUUUAAACCCGACAGGGGGCCACAGCCAGCAGUAG
This is a messenger RNA of Perkinsus marinus ATCC 50983, 861 nucleotides long. RefSeq lists its product as hypothetical. The record is from RefSeq and is a predicted model, not a curated record. NCBI's taxonomy places the organism in Eukaryota, Perkinsozoa, Perkinsida, Perkinsidae. The transcript has a single exon. Bases 1 to 861 code for a protein of 286 amino acids. Gene Ontology annotation, molecular function: nucleic acid binding; zinc ion binding.